This is a messenger RNA of Fibroporia radiculosa, 303 nucleotides long. RefSeq lists its product as uncharacterized. The transcript has a single exon. The record is from RefSeq and is a predicted model, not a curated record. The coding region runs from base 1 to 303 and encodes 100 amino acids. NCBI's taxonomy places the organism in Eukaryota, Fungi, Basidiomycota, Agaricomycetes, Polyporales, Fibroporiaceae.
AUGCUGGGCUUGUUGACUGCUCCAUUUCAGCUAUUAUUGUCUGCCAUGUUGCUCUCCUGGUCACUUGGGUUGUUGUCUCCUUGUUUUCCUGAGUUCUCUCUAGAGGGUUUGGGGUUCUUCACUUCUUCUGGUUCUGAGGGAGGAGGUGAAGAGUCUCAAUUUGAGUUAGAGGGACCAGCUUCUGGUUCUGUGGAUUGGGGUACUACUGGUCUUUCUUCAAGUGAGAUGGUCCCAAAGAAGGCGUCAAAGAUACUGGCUUGGGGUGUUGUGUCAACUGGGCUAUCUUCCUCCUUAAACAUCUAG